AUGAAAAAAAUAAACAUAUACUGUAAUUUUGAUCUUAACAUAGCAAUAUUUCAGAAUCAAGCAGAUCAGUUGCUUUGUGCAAUAUGCUGUGGUGAUGUAGAACGAUUUGAAAGGCUUGCAAAUUCUGAACUUAUUAGUUUAUCUCGACAUCCAACAACUUUUACUAAUUCAUUGCAUUUAGCUGUUAUUCAUGAACAACAGCAUUUACUGAAGCCUUUACUACAACUUGCACCUCAACUUUUAGAUGAAAAAGAUUCUGAUGGUCGUACAGCCUUGCAUUAUGCUGCUAGGUUAGCUGCAGAUACAAACUCUAUCAGUAAUUCAUUUCAAAUUUUAUUGGAAAAUGGUGCCAAACAGCAGAUAAUGGACGCAGAAGGCUAUAUUGCUGAAAAUUACAAGCGUACUCCACAACUAAUGGACAUAGAGCUGGUCAAGAGGAUUAAUAUGUUUCCAUGUGAGAGAAAGGAUGACAUUGAUGAGUUGAUUAACGAUAAGCAAUUAGAAACUUUAGAAGAAAUUAUUCUAUCAGGAAACUACUGGCAAUUAGAAGAUCGUAUAUAUCCUGCAAAAUGCCAGGAUAUUCAUUUUGCUCUAGAUAACUUAAUGGUACACAUUAUUCGUACUUUAUUAUAA
This is a messenger RNA of Thelazia callipaeda (thelaziosis nematode), 633 nucleotides long. NCBI's taxonomy places the organism in Eukaryota, Metazoa, Nematoda, Chromadorea, Rhabditida, Thelaziidae. The record is from the annotation of a GenBank genome assembly.